AUUCAAGACGUUUGCGAGGGACAAAUGGAAGAGCACGGACGCAAGUCUCUUGAGGUCGAGAACCCUGAAAAGCCACGAGUGGCCUCCACCGACGACACAUCCGACGUCGAGGUUGACGAAGAAGAGGAAGAUCUAGGUGACGUGGACGUUCGUGGUGUGCCCACGUGGCUCAAGUACGAACGACAACCGGGAUGGCACAAGAUGUGGGAAUUCAUGCACAAGCUGGAGACGCCAUAUCGAGUGGGCUCGAAGGAAACGACGCACAUCUGCCUCAUGUGCAUGGACUCUAUUGCAAAGUCUGGCGGGUCGUGGAAGAAGGCGCUGAAGGUCGUGAACACAACCACGAUCGGCAUGAAGCACAUCGAACGGAAGCAUCCGCAGAUCAGCCAAGAGAUCGAGUUGGCGCGGCUGGAAAAGAAAGCGACCAAGGCCAAGGGCCUGAACAAACGAGCAGCUCUCUUGGCGUUGGCUCGAGGCGCGACUUCCACGGAAGCACCCCCAAAGAAAUUUAAAGUGCUGUCGAAACCACUCUGGAUCCCCUCGGUACCUGUUGGUUGUCAUCAUGACCAUGCUGCCAUCAUAUCGUUCUUGCGGCCCCCAUAUAUAACCAGGGCAACGUGUAGGCAGACAUUGACGUGAACGCGGUCAAGUCAGACAUCCAGCAAAAGAUUCAAUCCGUCACGACCACCAUGACCCAGCACACCAAGGUCCAAUACAUCCUCUUGGUGGUUAUCGGUUGCCUGUUCAAGCACGGGCUGAUCUCGGGCAACGCCCGAAGUGCGCUGAAAAGCCAAGCCAUCAACGAACCUGAAGGCAUUCUGCUGGCCGCCGUCGAACUGUUGUUGGUGGUACGCUCGUCUCUUGUACGAGACCAUGCACGUAUGUACCCCCUGACACUUCAAUCUAGGACUGGGACUUGGACGAGUGUGUCGACACAUUCCUUCGCGUGAGCCACACCAUCUUGGGCAGCGAUGACGCCGAGUAGAUCGAACGUCGACGCUAGGACGCGCAGAUGUGUAUACACGGCCCAACGCAUCAAUCAUCAUGGCGACUUGAUCGAGGCGGACGACCAUCACGAAGAGGCAUGAUGGCGACCUUUUAUCCGGAGUGAAAGAUUUCUAAAAAAAUAUGGCGUAAUUUUAUUCAAGUACCACAAAAACCUG
Messenger RNA from Aphanomyces astaci, 1163 nucleotides. RefSeq lists its product as hypothetical. Lineage: Eukaryota; Oomycota; Saprolegniomycetes; Saprolegniales; Verrucalvaceae. The coding region runs from base 25 to 639 and encodes 204 amino acids. The transcript has 2 exons. The record is from RefSeq and is a predicted model, not a curated record.